Funneliformis caledonium is the source of this 231-nucleotide messenger RNA. Lineage: Eukaryota; Fungi; Glomeromycota; Glomeromycetes; Glomerales; Glomeraceae. The record is from the annotation of a GenBank genome assembly.
AUGCAGGCUUUUCUAACUACACCAAAAUAUAACAAGUUCUACAUUUAUAAAUCCCCACAAAUCAACACCAGAGAUUUUGCAAUGCUUUCAGAUAUUAUCAUUUGGCAUAAACUUCAAGAAGAAAUUGAAAGUAAAAUCCAAGAAUAUUUGGCAGCUCCAAUUCCAAUCCAAGGUUUUUUGCAAAAUAAUCAUUCACGACCCGGCCCAUCUCAAGUCUCAAGGCCUGCCUAA